Molecule: messenger RNA, 366 nt
Organism: Lodderomyces orthopsilosis Co 90-125
Lineage: Eukaryota; Fungi; Ascomycota; Pichiomycetes; Serinales; Debaryomycetaceae
Exons: 1
Coding region: 1-366 (121 amino acids)
Biological process (GO): pantothenate import across plasma membrane
Cellular component (GO): plasma membrane
Molecular function (GO): pantothenate transmembrane transporter activity
Source: RefSeq, a predicted model, not a curated record
AUGAAGCAGACGAUACUCAAACCGCUCAGAACAGUUCGUAAUGCACUUUGGGGUGUUCCACCAUCCGAUCCCAAAGAAAGACGAUACUUGUUCAAACUUGACACUUUUGUGCUCACAUAUGUAUGUCUUCUUUACUGGGUUAACUAUCUUGACCGUGCAAACAUUGCUAAUGCUUAUGUGUCUGGGAUGAGAGAAGAGUUGAACUUGAGUGGUAAAGAUUUCAAUGUCAUCAACACCAUUUUUUACAUUGGUUACAUUAUAACUAUGAUUCCUCACAAUUUGAUUUUGUUGAAGAUCAGACCCCGUUAUUGGUUGACGUUUUGUGCAAGUGCUUGGUCCCUCCUCACCUUGGGUAGUACAAAGUGA